AUGAAUAAGAAAGUGUGUGAAAAGUUUAUGAAUGUAUGGGAGUUUUUUCCCGAUAAAUUGGCCCAAAAUAAUGAAUAUCAUGAAAUCAAUGAUAGUAAUUUUUUAAAUAGUUAUUGUGGCAGUUAUAAUUGUGAUACUGAUCUCCAAAAAAUGAAUGCUGUAUUUUUUUAUUUGGUUAAUGAAUUCUUUGGGCCUUCUGGUGUGUUUAAGAAUAAUGAAAAAAGUAAUAUCAAUGCUGUUGAAUACAUUAUCAUAUGGUUAAGUCAUAUGUUAAACCUAAAGGAUAGCACAGGAAACAUUCUAACAAAUUUUUAUAAAAUAUAUAUAAAAAAUCAAGAAAAGUAUAAAAAUACUAUAAAUGGUGUUGAAGGUUGUAAUAAUUAUGAUGAUCUUAUAUAUAAAAAAAAUGAAUUGAUGAAUAUUACUAAUGAAAAAUUGUCUAAAUUUUAUGCUCCAUUUAAAUCAUUAUGUAACAUGUAUAAUGAAUUUAAUGAAAACAAGAAAGAUUGCACAAACUGUUUGAAUGAUGCUAAAGAAUUUGUUGAAAAAUUUAAUGAACUUAAUAAAGAUUAUAAUAAUGGUAAAGACAGUCCCUAUAAUCAAUUAUUGUCUACUUUAUCAACUGAUUAUGAUAAUUUAAAAAAUAAAUGUAACGGUAAUUCAUCCUUUCCGCCGAUAGAAACAAUACAAAGUUCUGGACAAAGUUCUGAACAAACUUCUAAACAAACUGUAGAAACUUCUGAUCAAAGUCCUGAACAAACUUCUAAACAAAAUCCUGAACAAACUGUACAAAUAUUAGAACAGAUUUCUGAAGUUACAUCAUCAAAUUCAUCGAUAGGAAACAAAUUAUUUACAGUUUUAUCGAUAUUUGGUGCAAUAGCAUUUUUUUUAGGAAUUUCUUAUAAGUAUUCGUUAUUUGGAUUUCGGAAACGAGCUCAAAAGCAAUAUUUAAGAGAAAAAAUAAAAAAUAUAAAGAAGAGAAUGAAUUAG
Molecule: messenger RNA, 990 nt
Organism: Plasmodium berghei ANKA
Lineage: Eukaryota; Apicomplexa; Aconoidasida; Haemosporida; Plasmodiidae
Product: BIR protein
Exons: 3
Coding region: 1-990 (329 amino acids)
Source: RefSeq, a predicted model, not a curated record